UGUAGUCCGACCCGAGUUUUACUCCUUCAUGUUGCCAAAUAAAUAUCUAAUUAAUUAAUGCUCUAACUUGUGCAGGCGGACCUACCUAAGAGGCACAAAGCCUACUUGGGAAGACGAGCAUCAUGAAGAUACACAUAUGGCUACAGAAUACUUCGUAUUGCGCUCAGCAAACCAUGCAGGAUGAUUUACUGAUGGACAAAAACAAAGCCCAACCUCAUCAGCAGCUAGAUCCAGCAGUAGACCCUCCCUCCACCCCGACCCCUUCGGAUCCCCCUACAUUAGAUGAGAGCCCGUCGAGUGUGAGCAACCAAGCAGCUUCAGCUCUCAACAAAGAGAAAGUGCCGAUGGAGUCUCCGAUCCUGCCAGGCUUGAGUUUUCAUCAGCCGCAGGAAACCGGUGGCACCCUGUCCCCCUCAUUUGGUAGCACUUGGUCUACUGGAACUACGAACACCGUGGACGACAAUUUUAAUCAAGGAAUACCCUCGGUGAAGGAAACAAUGCUUUUCCAGAGCUUCCCCCACCACAUAAAUCCGGUACUUGGAGGCAAUUUCUCACCUCAGCUUGGCUUGGCACAGUCUCAGCAUCCACAGCAGCAAGCCCAGCACCAGCCAGCGCAGCAACAGAGAUCCCCUGUUAGCCCCAACCACGGUCCUUUUCCACAGAGAAACGCUUACAGUCACCAGUCUGUCAUGAAUAGCAAGGCUUCUUCACCUGCCUCAUCUUUGGGUUGGAAUAAUCACCAAAAUGCCACUUGGAGCACAGCCUCCAAUCCAUGGAGCGGUCUCCAGGCAGGCAGGGACCCGCGAAGAGCUGUGGGAGUUGGGGUUGGUGUGGGGGUCGGUGUAGGGGUGCCUUCUUCCAUGAACCCCAUCUCCCCGAUGAAAAGGCCCUAUUCUAGCAACGUUAUAGCACCCCCAAAAUUCCCGAGAGCUGGUCUCCUCACCCAGAAAUCUUGGAUGGAGGACAACGCCUUAAGAAUGGACAACAGCAACAAUAUGCUGCCUUUUCAGGACCGGAAUCGGCCCUUUGAUGCAUUUAGCUUGCACUCUUUGGAGAAUUCCUUAAUGGAUAUGAUAAGGACUGAUCACGACAAAGGACGCAUGGGUCUGAACUUCCACCACCCCGGAGCAGAGCACAUUACGCCAUUAAACACCAGGAGCUAUGGCCGCAGAAGAGGUCGCUCUUCGCUCUUUCCCUUUGAGGACGGUUUCCUGGACGACGGUCAUGGUGACCCCUCUCUUACCCCGGGGUUGAACUCGCCCACGCGCUGUCAGAACGAAGAGCGGAUGGAGCGCUACUCCAGGAAGGUGUUUGUUGGAGGCCUGCCCCCUGACAUAGAUGAAGAUGAGAUCACCAACAGUUUCCGUCGCUAUGGACACCUGGUUGUGGAUUGGCCCCACAAAGCUGAGAGCAAGUCCUACUUUCCGCCUAAAGGCUAUGCUUUCCUGCUGUUCCAAGAGGAGACCUCUGUCCAGGCCCUGAUUGAUGCCUGCAUUGAGGACGAUGGCAAGCUUUACCUGUGUGUCUCGAGUCCAACUAUCAAGGACAAGCCAGUCCAGAUCCGCCCCUGGAACCUAAGUGACAGUGACUUUGUGAUGGACGGCUCCCAGCCGCUGGACCCCCGAAAGACCAUCUUUGUGGGGGGCGUGCCCCGGCCUUUACGUGCAGUGGAACUAGCUAUGAUCAUGGACAGGCUGUAUGGCGGCGUGUGCUAUGCCGGCAUCGACACUGACCCGGAGCUCAAGUACCCCAAGGGGGCGGGCCGCGUGGCCUUCUCCAAUCAGCAGAGCUACAUCGCUGCCAUCAGCGCCCGAUUCGUUCAACUGCAGCACAAUGACAUUGACAAACGGGUUGAGGUGAAGCCCUACGUCCUGGACGACCAGAUGUGUGACGAGUGCCAGGGGGCGCGUUGCGGGGGGAAGUUUGCCCCCUUCUUCUGUGCCAACGUCACCUGCCUGCAGUACUACUGCGAGUACUGCUGGGCUAGUAUCCACUCCCGGGCGGGCCGAGAGUUCCACAAGCCACUGGUGAAGGAGGGGGGCGACCGCCCUCGACAAGUGUCCUUCCGCUGGAGCUGAGGGGGUCGAGAUGAGCCCUCGCGCCCCUCCCCCCCCUCCCCACCACCACGACAUCGGUGAAGAGAACUACAAAUACAUGGUUCAUUCUUUUUCAAACUACAACGCUUGACUACAAACUCAUUGUCCAGUGUACCCUUAUGAUAAUAGGGGGAAAAAAAUGUAUUGCGUAAGUCUAUCUGCUUAGAAUUUGCACUGUGGCACAAAUACUCACUAAACACACAUGGGAUGGUAUGUUAGAGAAACCUGAUUUAUGUUUGAGUCCCCUGUUCCAUGACCGGGUGGGUCAGUGUCAUGUAUAUUUAAAAGGUAUAUAUUUUUUUGUUUUAUAUAUAUAUAUAUAUCUAUCUAUACAUAUAUAUAGAUAAUUACAUUCUAUGUGAAAGGAACAUGCACUUAUUAAUUUUUAGGAUAUUGCCCCUUGUAAAAAAUAUUACCAAAGGCAAAAAUAUAAUUAAUGCAAUACAGAAAAACUGACUUAAGAUGAAGAUGUAGCAAGACUAAACAGUUAUCCAGUAGUCUGGGCCACAGUAGCCCAGAUAAAAAUAACAUGGCUAUAUUUUCUCUCUAUUUUGACUUUGAAAAUAGUAAAAUUAAUACCUCAAGGCGAAAUCAGAUUUUGUUUUGCUUGUCAUUAGUAGGUCUUUGUUUUAACAUUUAUUUUCUAGCAUUAUGUUAAUGUAAUGCCGCAAUAGCUUUUGCUGCUAAAUUCAUGGUAUUAACAGAUACCGUAGUAAUUUAUUCAGGCUAGGGUGUUCUAGCAAUUAUGAUGGCACCUGGUGAUAAGGAUGAUGACAGGCUAUCAUUGUAGGUAGACUUGCGGUUGGGCCAGUAACCGAAAGGUCGCUGUUUUGAAUCCCAGAGCCGACUGUGAUAAAUCUGUUGAUGUGCCCUAGAGCAAGGCACUUAAACCCUAAUUGCUCCUGUAAGUAGCUAAAUGACUCAUAUGUAUUUUUUUUAUUUUUUAUAACGAUGAGAGGGGGUUGUCCAUUACUAAAUGAUGCCUAGUAUGAUGUGGGGUAAAGGGGUGGGGGGGGGGGGGGGGGGGGGUUGCCCCUUAAUGCAUGUAUACAGUAUUUCAAUCAAGUUGCUGCAUGCAAUAUAAUUUCAGUAUCAUGCCUACUAUUCAAUUCUGCCCAUGUUUGCACAACAUGCUAUAGAUGUACGUACAACUAGCAAGAAACUGGACACAAUAGGGAAGACAGACUGGUCAAAAAUCCUACACCUCCAGUGCGAUAUAUGUUAAUAGCCACAGGGCCGCAGUAUGAACACUGCUUCUGCACAAGGUGGCUAACCUGACCAGAUGACAAAAACGAGAUGUAGGAUAUAUCAUUUAAGCUGUCUAUGAUAGGUGUAGUACUUUUUUUUGCAGUGAUUUGUUAAUAUAAUUGUGGAGUUUUUUUAUACCAUAUGUAGUAAGGUCUGAGUAUGCCUAUAGAACUGUGAUAUGCUUUAAUUGUUGUUGAUGUCUGACAAAAGUCAUGUGGAACUUCAUGAGCUAGUUUAUGCACACGUAUUUCCGUUCUCUCGUACACACAUUCACACACACCAGACCAGGGUUCAAAUACAUGUGUAUUUUAGUAUUCUUUUUUUAUACUUAUUUUCUGUGUAUUUGAGUAUUUUCUAAUAAUGUGGCCUGAAUCAAGUAUUUGAAAGUAUUUUCAAAUAAUUUCCUAUAAAAUACAAUUAACUGCAUGGGUGUGUAUUUGAGUCAGUGUAUUUGAGUAUUUUCAAAUACUUUCCAAGUGGAUUUCCAUACAUUCCAAUAUUCAACUGCUUGUAUUUUCAAAUCAAAAAUAUGUUUUGAAAGUAAUUAAAAUAACCAAAAUAGUAUUUGAACCCAGGUCUGACACACACUCACUUUACACAGGUUCUCGUUCUCUUACACACAAACACACACCUAUGCACUCAAAGUCUGACCCAAACACACAGAACAUAUGACACAGACUUAAGUGGGCUCGACUCGUUGACAAAGCGUAGGAUCAUGUCCCCAAAAAAACCAAAGAGGCAACAUAUGUUCAACUUAAACCACCAACACAUACGGAGACCACAGAUGAUACUGCGCGAAGCAUUAAGCCCGACGUCUGUGGGCUUCAAGGUGCAAAGUUUAACAUUUGUACUGUUGUGGUGACGAGGCAUUAAAGCCCGUGACGAGAAGACCGACCGAACAUUGAAGCUACUGGAGAUUUGUGGUUUAGUUAACUGAGCUUCUCAGCCCCCACGUAAUGUUGUCUCGACAUGGCUACGGGGUGUGUUGGGGGGGGGGUGUUGUAAUAUUGCCAGAACAUUGUGUGCUAUCUGGGUUUACCGUAUUUAUCCAGAUUUUCCUGCAAAGCUUGAAGUAGACCUGCUAAAAUGGUGGACAUUUUUAUUUUAUUUUUUAUCGGAAAAAACUACAACAAAAAAAAGAGACUAACCAUGAGUAAUAAUACGUAUCCCUAUGAAAGUGAAUUCUGGGUGUUUUUGUGAUAUUUCUUUCCCCAGAAGGGUUUCUAUGUUUGUUCUUUCUCUAUAAUAGACAUUUGUUAUGCACUACUCUUUCUAUCUGGACAGUUUUCAAGUCAGCUAUUUUUUUGGGUUGAGAGAAAAACAAAAGCGUGCUUUCUGACUGACACAAUCUUUUUUGCAAUACCUCAAUUUUGAAAUAUAUUAGGGGAGAAAUUGAUAUUUUCUAAGUUUAUUCAAAUAAAAACAAGUAAAUACAUUUAUUCGAGAGAUGAUUUAACAAGUGGUUGAUUUGAUUUUUUUUCAUUAUUUUGCUUCAUUUUAAAUUGUGUGUUUUUUUUUUUUUUUAAACAACUGAAGGAGCUAGAGAAUUAUAACUUUGAUAUAAUGAUGUUGUUAGCUGAAGUGAAGAGUCUACCUUGUUACAGAGGCGGUUGGAGUGAGUUUCCCGCUGGUCUGAUACCCGUGAAAGCGCAGAGUCACUAAGACAAACAUAUGAGUGGUAGUCUUCCAAGGAAAACCAUUAGUCCACCAAAAAAAUUAUACGGGAUAAGUCUAUUUGGUGCUUAGAAAGAUAACUGAAAAUGCUUCCCUUUUUUGUAUAUUUAUAAUCAAUAAUUUACUAUGCUGACCAGAAUUGUGAAAGAGAUCUUCUGUUCAUGUUACUUUUUAAGAACACUUUUUUACGUUUCCUAAAAGUAUGUGCUCCCUUUUGUUUUGUAAAAGCAACAUACCUUGAUUUGUUAGCCUGACAUGGUUUAAAAAGAGACUGAGCAGAUGGAGGUGGAAAGAAAAAUCUUUUUUUUUUUUUUUUUACAAUUAAGAGAUACAAGUGUAACUCGAUUUAAACUGUAACUUGAUCGAAAGUCCCCAAGGUGCAUCAAUUGAGUGGUGGCCUUCUAUUCACGCAAGACUUGAAUUAGUCAAAAAAUGAAGGCUAAGAACCUGUUCUUUGUUGUAAUGUGCAAUACUGUUUGUACUGUUUGUAAAAAAGAAAAGAAGAAAAAAAAAGGCGGCAAAAAUCUUUAUUUUCAUUGUGAUUCACUAAAAUCAUUUUCUACUGUUUAUUUACUUACUCUACAUGCUAGUACCUUCCAGUAGUAAUGUAGCCUUUGUACUGAGAACAUUUUCAUUAUUUUUUGAGAUUUUUUGCUAAAAAAGAAAAGACUUUAAACAUAUUUAAAUAUUUUCAUUUUUUUAUUUGUUUUCUUUACAUAUUUCUCAACCAUUAAGUUAUUUCUGGGGGAGACUUUCAUAUCUGGUCAAUGUCAUUCAUAUUAUUUAGCAUUUUUACAUGAAAUAAAUUAAUCUUAUGAUGCUAAUUCUUUAAAAAUAUAUAUAUUUUUGUUUUCUUUGACUAUUUUAUUUUUGGAAGUUGAAAAACCUUUGUAAUAUUGUUUCUUAAGUGUCUAGAUUUUGGAAAUGCAAAGCCUAUGUUAAUUCGCUGAUGUUGCUUACAUUUAGUGUGACGAUAAUAGAAGAAAAAAUACAAAAAAAGAACACAGUGAUGGUUGACAUUACGUGAUUGGUAAUGUGAAACAAACUAAUAGGCAAUAAAAUAAAAAGGUAGAAUGGAGCAGAAUGUUCUGAUAUUGUGGAAGCUGGACAAUGAUACUUACCUCCUACUGCUUCUGCUGCUACCACUAUAACCCCACCUUGUAUCGUCAAUGAUGUUACUUUCAAUGAUGUUGUAUGGCCGCGUCGCACCACUUCCACUGAUGUGAGACAUCACAUUAACUCCUUUUUAAAACGUAAGUCAUGUCACGUGAGCCCCCCUUUAGUUUCAGACGGUGGGUUAACCCCUGUCGGAGCCUGAAAACUGGCGAUGUGGACUAUUGAGAUUUUGUAUUUAAGUAUGAAUGUAAAUGUGGAGUGGAGGGUGUGACUUGUUGGAAACUAUUCAUCUUAAUGAGAGGAGUCAUACAUCUAAAUCUUUGGCAUGUUUUUUUUUCUCUCCCCAAACCAGCUAGAUUGCUGAAGUGGAUGAACUGACCUUAGAUUUUAAAUAAAUUUGACCCAAGAAACCCUAUAACAUCCUCUUUGAUAUUAUGCGGUGUGUUAGGAGAUGACAGUGACUUGAUUUUUGCCUUCAUUUACGUUGACUAGUAGUCCAUAUGAAGUGUUGUGACAUCACUUCCUGUACUACAGUAUGAUCAUCAAUACGUUUUUAAAAAACGCAAAUGCUGGUUCAAGAAUGUUACUUCUAGCUUGCCUUUUCUACCAGUUUGUACAGGUGGUGUUCUACUGAUAUCCUUCAUCUCUUCUACUAACCCAAUGGUUGCUCUCUCCCAAGGGUCAGUAUUACACUCAUACCACCAAGAAUUUGUCUAGUAUUUAUCCUUUUUCAUACCCUGACAAUAAUAAGCAAUUGUAUGUGCAACUGAAAGGCUAAGACUUGGUAGGAAGAAAAUCAUGUGUUUUGGUGGAGGCAUUUGUUAUAUAAUCCUCUUUAAUUAUACCUAUAUAUUUCAUGUAACACUAGAUUUGGAUAGUAUGUACUUACGCUUCAUGGACGUUCUCUCUGGGUCGUCAUUAGGCCUCUUCAUUAUGUUGUGAUCUCAAAAAAAGAAAAUGAUUCAAAACCUGCUCAAUAGUUGUUGUUUUUCUCAGACAAAAUCACUGUUCGUUUAUUUUUCAAAGUUACACUUUGUAUUUGUGGUUUGAUUACGGGUUCCAUCUUGACGAGGCUUUGAGAUUGUUGACUUGGAGAUAUAUACACUACAAAUUGACGAGCAUAACUGGUUUAAAAACAUGGGAGCUCUAUGCUGCUAAUGCUUACUACUACUGCUUCAAGUGUGUACUUCCCACCUUACUUUUCCCUUUUCUGUACUAAUAACUAAAUCUUAUUAAACGUAGUUGUAUGGUGCUGUGAAACAUUGUCGUCUUUUGCAUGGCCUCCUUUUCCACCUUCCUCUCAUCCCUUGCAUUUGUGCUUGACUGUGUGUGACUGGAAUGGAACGAUGUGAAGUGAGAAAAGCAACGUAUCAAGAGAACUAUACUGAACAAAAAUAAACGCAACAUGCAACAA
Oncorhynchus mykiss (rainbow trout) is the source of this 7548-nucleotide messenger RNA. Its product is annotated as cytoplasmic polyadenylation element-binding protein 3. Gene Ontology annotation, molecular function: mRNA regulatory element binding translation repressor activity; translation factor activity, RNA binding; ribosome binding. Gene Ontology annotation, cellular component: neuron projection; synapse; nucleus. NCBI's taxonomy places the organism in Eukaryota, Metazoa, Chordata, Actinopteri, Salmoniformes, Salmonidae. The record is from RefSeq and is a predicted model, not a curated record. Gene Ontology annotation, biological process: negative regulation of cytoplasmic translation.